This is a messenger RNA of Vitis riparia (riverbank grape), 1023 nucleotides long. RefSeq names its product benzoate carboxyl methyltransferase-like. NCBI's taxonomy places the organism in Eukaryota, Viridiplantae, Streptophyta, Magnoliopsida, Vitales, Vitaceae. Bases 1 to 1023 code for a protein of 340 amino acids. The record is from RefSeq and is a predicted model, not a curated record. Gene Ontology annotation, molecular function: S-adenosylmethionine-dependent methyltransferase activity. The transcript has 4 exons. Gene Ontology annotation, biological process: methylation.
AUGGUUCAAGAAGAGGGGUCCUUCAAUCUUGAUAAGCUUGUAACUUUUGAAGCCAGUUGGGACCCCUUUGAUGAAAGCGACAAGUAUAGAGGCGCACUAAACGUGGCAAAUUAUAUGAGGAGUAUUGCAGAGCCCACCUUGACUGGUCAUUUCGGAGGCACUAUAAUUGGAAAUUUAUUUGGAAGGUAUUGCCAAUACAGUGCAGCCAUGGUAUUUGUGAAAGUUCUUCACAUGAAUGGAGGAAGUGGCAAAACCAGCUAUGCCAAGAAAAAAAUGAUAUUGGAGGCGAGGCCAUUUCUUGAGGACUCCAUCAAAGAUGCUUUCAGCUCGGGUAUUCCCAGUUGUGUUAAACUAUCAGACUUGGGUUGCUCUUCAGGACCCAACGCUCUUUCAGCCAUUUCCGAAAUUAUACACACCAUCCAUGGAAUGUCAAAAAGAAUGGAUUGCAAGUUGCGGGAGUUCCUAGUGUCUCUGAAUGAUCUUCCGGGAAAUGACUUUAACAACAUUUUCAGUCCGCUGCCGGAUUUCUAUAAGAAGCUGAAAAAAGAGGAGGACGACACACUGGGGCAUUGUUUCAUAACGGAAGUGCCAGGUUCUUUCCACGGCAGGAUCUUUCCGAGCAGGAGCCUAGAUUUUCUUCACUCAUCUUGUAAAGCUCACUGGCUGUCUCAGGCUCCAGCUGGGCUAGAAAAGAACAAGGGACAUAUAUACAUUGCCAAUGGAAGCCCUCCCACCGUCAUCCAAGCAUACACAAACCAAUUUCAGAGGGAUUUCUCAUUAUUUUUAGGCUUACGCUCUGAGGAAAUCAAGCCUGGAGGGUGUUCCUCUGAGGGUGAAGUAAGGACCAUGGUUCAAGAAGAGGGGUCCUUCAAUCUUGAUAAGCUUGAAACUUUCGAAGCCAGUUGGGAUCCCUUUGAUGAAAGCUACAAGUAUAGAGGAGCACAAAACGUGGCAAAUUGCAUAAGGAUUGUUACAAAUACAGAGCCCACGUUGGCUACUCAUUUUGGAGGCACUAUAAUUUGA